AUGGCCUCUUUGCUGAUAAUCACCAAAGAAAUACAAAAAAAAAAUCAAAUUCAUGGCAAGGGGAAUAUGCAAAAAAAACACAACCUUUAUGACAAACCUUUGACCAGCAGUGACCUACAACAUAAUCACAGUAGUGCUUAUCUGGCCAAUAUAGAGACCCCUAUAAUUACGAUGUCAAAUACGACAAGAAAGAACACCGAACGUGGUAACUUCCCCAUAAUUUACACCAAAAAAUGUGUUAUAUUUUUACAAAAACAAAAUAGGUUUUAA
Molecule: messenger RNA, 270 nt
Organism: Plasmodium cynomolgi strain B
Lineage: Eukaryota; Apicomplexa; Aconoidasida; Haemosporida; Plasmodiidae
Exons: 2
Coding region: 1-270 (89 amino acids)
Source: RefSeq, a predicted model, not a curated record